Molecule: messenger RNA, 1089 nt
Organism: Saccoglossus kowalevskii
Lineage: Eukaryota; Metazoa; Hemichordata; Enteropneusta; Harrimaniidae
Product: acid sphingomyelinase-like phosphodiesterase 3b
Biological process (GO): sphingomyelin catabolic process
Molecular function (GO): sphingomyelin phosphodiesterase activity
Source: RefSeq, a predicted model, not a curated record
AUGGUAUCUCACAGCACAAUUUGGCAUGUGACUGACUUUCACCACGAACCCAAUUACACUUCUGGUGAUUAUCCAGCAUCGAGCUGUCGUAACUUGAAUGGAGAGACGCCGGCAUACUGGGGUGAUUAUCGAUGUGACUCGCCAUGGUCCCUUAUCAAUUCCUCCGUCUAUGCCAUGGCAGAUUUAAACUCGAGCCCUGACUUCAUUAUAUGGACCGGGGACGACACUCCCCAUGUCCCGAACGAGAAUCUAAACACAGACAAAGUAUUAGACAUGAUCUGGAACCUGACUUCGCUUUUAAUGGAAGUAUUUCCAGAUACACAUGUUUUCCCUGUUCUGGGUAACCAUGACUAUCAUCCCAAACACAUGAUGCCGCCUGAGCCUAACAUAGUAUAUGAAACCGUUGGUGAUUGGUGGGAACACUGGUUGGAAUCCUACCCUGGAGCAGUGGAAUCAUUCAAACAAGUGGCCUACUACACUGCACUAUACAAGACUGGGCACAGAAUAGUCGGUCUUAACACAGUCUACUAUUACACCAAUGAUAAGUUGACGGCAGAUAUGGAAGAUCCUGGGGACCAAUUCCAGUGGCUAGAAGACAUUUUGUUAAAUGCAACAGAGAAUGACGAAAAGGUUUACCUGAUUGGUCACGUGCCCCCUGGUGUGUUUGAACGUCAUGCUGGGAAAUCCUGGUUUUACCCGCAAUUUAACGAAAGAUAUAUCGAGAUUAUCACAACUUACUCUGACGUCAUCUUUGGUCAGUUUUUCGCACAUCAACACGUUGACAGCUUCAGAAUGUUUUACGAUGAUCAAGGAGAUGCAGUCGCUUCCUUAUUCCUGACUCCAGCAGUCACACCAUGGAACACGACUUUAUCGGGUGUUGGGCCCAACAACCCAGGCAUCCGCCUCUUCGAAUAUGACCGUGACACAUGGCAAAUCCUCGAUAUAAAACAGUAUUACCAGGACCUCUCUGAAACUGGUGCCUCCAAUGAUCCUAUUUGGAAACUCGAAUACUCUGCGAAGGAGGUCUACGGUAUCCCGGACGUGACGACAAGUUCUCUGCAGCAACUGACAGAGUCGUUCCAAAGAUGA